Molecule: messenger RNA, 1082 nt
Organism: Gamsiella multidivaricata
Lineage: Eukaryota; Fungi; Mortierellomycota; Mortierellomycetes; Mortierellales; Mortierellaceae
Exons: 1
Coding region: 83-856 (257 amino acids)
Source: RefSeq, a predicted model, not a curated record
UUUGACGCAGAACAAUCCAGAGUUCACUCCUCUGCAGGAGAAGAUCGAUCUUUAUUGACAGUGCACAACCCACAGUUUGCGCAUGCUUUAUUUUCUCAGCUACUUCUCCAGAUACUCCUUCGUCUCUCGUUGCUCGUUUCAUUUCACCGUUGUGUCUUCCGUUCACUCUCUCUCGUCCCCCCUUUCCUCUUUUACUCCCUCUCACACACUCUUUUCAAUACCACGCUCCUCUGUCUAUCUUUUCUUUCGCUACAUUCUCUCAGUCGCACCCCUGGCAACCACCAUGCCGCCCCGAUCGCGCCCUAUUCUCUUGCGCGUAUUCCACUCACCUUGUCCCCGCUCACUCGGCCACGGUCUGUCUCAGUGUCUACGUUACAGGCCGGAACUGCUCUCGAGUCCCACCUGCCUUUAUUCCUCGUCGUUUUUGUUUUUUUUGCACCGACCCUCAGUUGCUCGCCUACUCUUAUUUUUGCCGGCCUUGCUAGCACUACAGCGCUCAUCCACUCACCUUCUUUCUCCUUGUCUCCACCCUCCCUGCCACGUCGUCGCUGAUUUCAUCUUCGAACACUUCUUCCAUUCCUCUUUCCUCUCUAGCAUUCGACUACUCGCUCGUCCAUUUCCUUUCUUGCAUUCGACUGACCCUCUGCAUUGCUCUCGAUUCUUUUUGUUGCUUCCUACCUCUCGCCUUCACUUGCAGCCUCUUGUCAAUUACUCAUUCCUUUCUCCCCACUCUUCAUGUCACACGACCAAACCCUUUUGCACUAUGGGCUGUGCCAGACCAAAGAAUGCAAUGUCGUCGGUUAGAAAACUUUGGGUGCCAAGUUUGCGAAGACCACACGGCCCAAGCGCAGGAUGAAACGCCACAUAGUGUUGGACCUGUCCCUAUCAACCAGAUCUAUCAUUUCCUAGCUCUGACGCCACAGCGUAUCAUUUGGAAGGCAUCCAGUACCUGAGCACGGCAGCAAAAAACCUUCCGUUCUCGACUUUUAUCAUCAACAUCUUCGGACGGCAUGUCUCUACCAACAUCAACUGCACUGCAGGUUCAGGUUGGGCGAGUACGUGUCAACCUUCACCCAAAAAAA